Messenger RNA from Cavenderia fasciculata, 4419 nucleotides. RefSeq lists its product as uncharacterized. Bases 1 to 4419 code for a protein of 1472 amino acids. The record is from RefSeq and is a predicted model, not a curated record. NCBI's taxonomy places the organism in Eukaryota, Evosea, Eumycetozoa, Acytosteliales, Cavenderiaceae. Gene Ontology annotation, biological process: sexual reproduction. The transcript is spliced from 7 exons.
AUGGGGGAUUCUUCAAGUUUAAGUUUGGAAUCAUAUCAAAAUGGUCCAAAUUCUUGUACGAUUCAAAUCAAUGUAUUGAUUCAAUUUACAAGUAAAUCAUCGAUUGAUUGGCAGACAGGUAUUAAAUCAAUCUAUGGAGGUGAUGUUAAACCAUUGAUUGAUGGAGGUGAAUUGGUAUCUUGGGACAAUAGUACCCUUGAACAAUUAUGGACCAUUCGCAACUACCAAGUACCAUUGUCAGGAUCACUACCAACUUCAAAAUACCAAAUUAAUUCAAAUAAUCAACCAAUUCAAUCAUUUACUUAUUAUUGUAAAAAAAUUACUUUACCUUUGAGUUUAAAUGAAUAUUUUAAUUUUCAAUAUAAUAUCGAUCAAAAUGAAAUACAAGUUUAUGUAAAUAUAAGUUAUCAGUCACCUGGAUUUGGUAGAAAUGAUUAUGUUGGUAACCAAUCAACUUGUUUAUUCCAACAAUUCAUUCCAUGUCAAUUACAUCCAGUUAUUAUUGAAAAAGGUCAAGUGCAAAGAGGGUUAUUUAAAUUAAUUGUACCUGUUGGAGACAAUAUGAUGGUUGGAGGAGUAUCCCUUACCGCCGAUAUAUUAAGGUUCACUCUAAGUGAUACCAUUUCAAACUUGACAAUUACACUACCAAAAUUAUUUUAUUCAAAUGAUAAUGGGAAUAUAAAUUGUAUUGGAUACAAUGAUACGAAUAGUAUGAAUGGUAUUAUAUCAAGUAGGAAUAAUCCAAAUAUAAUGUGUUUGAUCCAAAGAAAUCAAACAUCGAUCCUAUUACCAUCAUCUUCUUCAUCAGGUCAAACUAAUAAGGUUAAAAUGACUAGAGUUCAAGGAUCCCAAUUAAAUGGAUUCUAUUUAUUCGAUUCGAAAUUAUCAAAUGGUGUCACUAAUAUCACCAUUACAUCUUUAUUAACUUCAUCUAUUCCAAAUCAAUCUUUUUUAUUUAAAAAUAAUUUUAAUAAUCCUUUUAAUUUAAUUAUUACAAAGAAUCAGAGUAAUAUAGAUUGGAAUAAUACUAUGAUUACAAUUCAAAGUAAUCAAAAUUCAUUAUUUUUACCAUCAAGUUACAUUCAAGUGUUAACUGGUACUUCUGGUAACCAAUCACCAAGAUUAUCAUUACCAAUUAAUUAUCCAUUUGGAUUAAAAUCAAAAACAGAUUCAUCAAUUCAAUUGCCAUUACCAUUUGUUAAUUCAAAUGGUUAUAGAAUCAAUUAUAAUUCAUCAAUCUUGUCAUCAACAUCAUCAAAUCCAUUUUUAUUAUUUUCAUCUUCUUUAAAUAAUAAUCAAAAUCAAUUAGAAUAUGAUAAUUUAGCACCAAAAUUAAAUAAUAUAAUUGUAGAUUUAAUUGAUUAUAAUACAAUAUCAAUUAGAUUAUUUGUAUCUGAUGAUAUAUCUGGAGUUGAAAAGAUCAAUGUAAAUGAUUGGAAAGUAUUAACAUUGUCUGAUAUUAAAUUGGGGUCACCUAAAAGUGCAUUAUUCACUUCUAUUAUUAAUAUUGGUAACAAUAAUAAUAAUAAUAAUAACAAUCAACUACAAUCAACCAGCAGCAACAGAUUACCUAUUGGAUUUAUUGAAGUAUUUGAUAAAGCUGGUAAUUCAAAAAGAUACUUUGAAAAUGAUAUCAUUGGUACAAAGUUUAUUAAAAUACGUAGAUUAUUACCAAAUCAAUUACAAUUAGAGGAUUUAAAAUUAUUUGAAUUUAAACCAAGUUCUAUAGAUUCAAAUAAUUUAGAUAAUAGUGUUGAAUUAACAUUUGGAUUAAAGAAUGAUUCAAUGAUUGAUAAGAAUUGGAAACCAUGGAUUAAAUGUUCAUUUUCACCUUUUUCUAAACCGGUCCUAUUUCAAGGUGCUUGGGUUGAAUCACUUGGAUUGUAUAAAAUCAUCAUCGAUAUUCCUCGUGGUAUAUUAUCUGGUAAACUUGUAUACCAUUUCUUGUAUGAUUGGAUCGAUCAUGAUUUAAUUGAUUUAACAUUUGAAAAAUCUUUAACUAUUAUUAAUGAACAAGGAGAUAUAAUUGGACCAAUUGUACAUUUUAUGAAUAUUGCAAAUGAUAAUAACCAAAAAAUAAUAUUUAGUUUUACUAUUCAAGAUAUGUUUGGUAAUGGAUUCAUGUCAAAAAAGAAUGUAUCCGAUGGUAAUAGUUAUUAUGGUGGAUAUUUUGAAUUGGGUGUCAUGUCAACUCGUGAUCCUAUUCCAUUUAAUUUUACUUUGUAUUCAGUACCUGCUAGUCAAAUUAUAAAUAGUGCCAAUUCGACAAUGGUCAAUAUCAACUGUACCAUUUUAUAUAACAACUCUGCAAGUACACCAACAACAUGCCAGCCACAAACCUACCAAGUAUCAUAUCUAAAACUAUGUGAUGAUGGAAAUAAUUGUAACACCUUUGAUCUGUAUGGAGAUUCAUACCCUUACAAUCCAUUUAAAAGCUUUUCAAAUGGUAUACCCCCUAAUCUACCGGUUACAUGUCCUGUAACUCCUCCAUCCAACUCCUCUUCCAACCCCAACUCCAACUCUUCGUCCCCACCAAUACUAAAAUCAUUUGAAUAUAGACAAAGUAAAACAAAUCCAUUUGAAAUGAUGUUUAGUUUGGAAAUCAUUGAUACUAGUGGAUCAGGACUAUCACCUAGACACUCUCCAUUUAUUUAUUUAAUUAGUAAUACUUGGGAAUUAUUUUCAAUCCAGAUUCCUAUCAACAACAAUAAUAGUAAUAAUGUUAAUAAUGAUACAAUUAUAGUUGGAAAUGGUUUAAAAACAAGUGGAUUGAUACAAUUUAAUAAUACUAUUCCAUUUGGAGGACAACAACAAGUAUUAAUGUCAAUUUAUGGAUUGACAGAUAAUAAUUUAAAUACUAGAGGUUAUGACUCUUCAGAGUUGUCAAGUUUAUUUGAUGUCAAUUCAAUGUUGAGUUUACUAGGACCAGCAUCAUCUGAAUCUUUACCAACCAUUUCAAGUAUUACACCAGUUGAUGCUAAAGGUGGUGUCACCACAAUCAAAGGAUUAAAUCUACAAGAUUACUCUAAUCAAACAAACACCAAGAUUUAUCUAAAUUGUAUGGAUUCUACACCUAUUCAACAACCAACUAUACUUGGUCUAUUCAUUAUUGGUGGCAACAACACCAACCAAACAACAAAUGAUGAUGAAGAAAUAAUGGUAAUUGCAAAGAUUGAAUCACCCAUUUCAUCUCAAAGAUGUUUAUGUAAUAUUCAAGUAUUUGAUCAAUUAUCAAAUCCUCUUAUAUUAUCCCCAAUCAAUUUCAUACCUUCAUCUCCUCCUUGUCAACUUGCAAGUCUUUACCCUACCAACAAUUCUUCCUCCUCUUCCUCCAACUCAUCAUCAUUAUAUCCAAUACAAUGUAGUAACCAAGGUAAAUGUGAUAAUGAAAUUGGAUGUAAAUGUAAUGUUGGUACAUUUACAGGUGCGGAUUGUUCAUUCUUGCCAUUGAUUGAAUUCCCACCUAUUGCAUCGAUCAAAUCUCCUUCUGUGGGAUUCAAAACAAACCAAUCACAAGCUGAUAUAUCAAUUAUUGAAUUACGUGAAUUAUCAUUUGAUAAUAACUCAAUCAUUGUAAACUCUUAUCAACUAGACUGGAAAUUAAUUUAUAAUCAAUCCUCUUCAUUAAUUUAUACAUCAGUCCUACCAAAUCAACUAAAAACAACUUUAAAUGUAACUAUUGAUUUCUUGGGUUAUGUGAAGAGCGGCAACAACAACAACAAUCAAUACGGUGGAAAUAAUAUUAAUACUGUAAAGUAUACUAUCAAUAUGACAUCAUAUACAUUUGAUAGUCCUUUAAAUCCAUUACAAUUGAUCAUGUUGGCAUCGAUUGGUAAUGUUAUCAAUGGUAAUGAUCAAGAAGAAAGAGAUGCAUGUCUCACCAAAUUAAUUGGGUACUCUAAUAACAAACAAGUGUAUGAUAUGACAUGGCUACAAAUUGGUGUGAAUGAUCAAGCUUUAUAUUCAAGAUUCAUUCAUAAUGCUACAAUUGAUGGUGACAGACCUGUCAUUGUUUCAAAUACUUUGGUUGAUUUCAAUGUAUCUGCUGGAAGUGAUAAUAAUAACAAGAAAAAGAGUACAUUCAAAAUUGGUAUCACUGUUCCAUAUUAUCGUCAAUCCAUAUCAAUCGAUCCUACAUUUCAAAUGAUUGUUGAUCCAAAUUAUAAUACUCGUCAAAGUAAAGGUGGUAGUAAACGUGGUGAGAAUUCAUUAGACCAAAUUUACAAAUGUUUAAAUAUGACGCAACGAUGGGAGGGUCCUAUUGACGAACCACCACUAUUGUCACAGAAUCUAUUGAUUGGAUUUAUUGUUGCAGUCAUCCUCUUUGGAUUAGUCACUACUACCCUAGUCGUAUUAUUAAUUAAAUAUAAAUAUCAUGUUAAAUUAUUCUUAAUUAAAUCAAAAAUAAUUAAAGAUUAA